Messenger RNA from Phytophthora sojae, 3006 nucleotides. RefSeq lists its product as hypothetical. Gene Ontology annotation, cellular component: mitochondrion; glycine cleavage complex. NCBI's taxonomy places the organism in Eukaryota, Oomycota, Peronosporomycetes, Peronosporales, Peronosporaceae. Gene Ontology annotation, molecular function: glycine binding; pyridoxal phosphate binding; glycine dehydrogenase (decarboxylating) activity. The record is from RefSeq and is a predicted model, not a curated record. Gene Ontology annotation, biological process: glycine decarboxylation via glycine cleavage system. The transcript has a single exon. Bases 1 to 3006 code for a protein of 1001 amino acids.
AUGUUGCUCAAGCGCGUUCUGUCCGCGCGUCGCGUGACGCUCGCCCGCUUCGCGGCCGCCCACGCGCGCGCGCUGUCCACGUCGUCGUACGCCCCGGCCGACGCCUUCCUGCACCGCCACCUGGGCGUGGCCUCGGAGAAGGACCGCGCCGCCAUGCUGGCCACCGUGGGCUUCGACAGCGUCGAGGCGCUGGUGGCCGCCACGGUGCCCGCGGAGAUCCGCCUCGAGCGGCCGCUGGACCUGCCGCCGCCGCUCAGCGAGAGCGAGGCGCUGGCCAAGCUCAAGGCGCUGGCGGCCAAGAACCAGACGCUCAAGUCCUUCAUCGGCAUGGGCUUCAGCGACACGCUCACGCCCGCGCCCAUCGUGCGCCACAUCCUGGAGAACCCGGGCUGGUACACGUCCUACACGCCGUACCAGGCCGAGGUGUCCCAGGGCCGCCUCGAGAUGCUGCUCAACUUCCAGACCAUGAUCCUGGAGCUCACGGGCCUCGAGUUCGCCAACGCGUCGCUGCUGGACGAGGCCACGGCGGCCGCCGAGGCCAUGGCGCUGGCCCACGGCAACUUCAACGGCAAGCGCGCCAAGUUCUUCGUGGACCAGGACGCGCACCCGCAGACCAUCGGCAUGAUGCGCACGCGCGCCGAGAACGUGGGCAUCGAGCUCGUGGUGGGCAACCCCAAGACGGACCUGGACCUGCAGGACCAGGGCUACAGCGGCGUGCUGCUGCAGUACCCCACGACCUUCGGAGAGGUGAACGACUACCGCCAGUUCGUGGACGACGCGCACAAGUCCAAGCUCGUGGUGGCCGUGGCCACGGACCCGCUCAGUCUCACGCAGCUCACGCCGCCCGGCGAGUGGGGCGCCGACAUCGCCCUGGGCUCGGCGCAGCGCUUCGGCGUGCCCAUGAUGUUUGGCGGCCCGCACGCCGCCUUCCUGGCCACGACCAAGAAGUACCACCGCAAGAUGCCCGGCCGCAUCAUUGGCGUGUCCGUCGACUCGCGCGGCGAGCCGGCGGUGCGCAUGGCCAUGCAGACCCGCGAGCAGCACAUUCGUCGUGACAAGGCCACCAGCAACAUCUGCACGGCACAGGCGCUGCUGGCCAACAUGGCGGCCGCCUACGCUAUCUACCACGGCCCCGAGGGUCUGGACAAGAUCGCCACGCGCGCCAACCUGUACGCCGCGACGCUCGCCGCUGGCCUGGAGAAGUUCGCGCCCAAGUGCAAGGUCGUGAACGACGCCUUCUUCGACACGCUGGACAUCGACGUCUCGCAGUCGGGCAAGACGGCUUCGGACGUGGCGACGGCCGCCACGAAGCACGGCGUGAACGUGCGCGUCAUCGACGACAAGCGCGUGGGUGUGUCCAUGGGCGAGAGCGUCGACCUGGCCGAUGUGGAGAAGCUGCUGCUGGCAUUCGGUGCUGCCGAGAGCGACCUGCCCAAGGAUCUGGAGCAGGCCCUAGGCGCGCGCGCGGAGGAGAUCCAGAAGAAUAGCAUCCCGGAGGGCCUCCGUCGUACAACGCCGUUCCUGGAGCACAGCAUCUUCCACAAGUACCGCUCGGAGACGGAGCUCACCCGCUACCUGAAGCAGCUGGAGGACAAGGACCUGGCCCUCAACCGCUCCAUGAUCUCGCUGGGAAGCUGCACCAUGAAGCUGAACGCCGUGUCGGAGCUGGCCCCCAUCUCGUGGCCCGAGUUCACCAACGUGCACCCGUUCGUGCCGAAGGAGCAGAGCGCUGGCUACCGCGAGCUGAUUGAAUCGCUGAACCACUCGCUGGCCGUCAUCACGGGCUUCAGCGCCGUGUCGACGCAGCCGCAGAGUGGCGCGCAGGGCGAGUACGCGGGUCUGCUGACGAUCCGCAACUACCAGCGCUCUAUCGGCCAGGGCCACCGCAACGUGUGCCUCAUCCCGGUGUCUGCUCACGGAACCAAUCCCGCUAGCGCUGUCAUGGCCGGCAUGAAGGUCGUGGUGGUCAAGUCGGACGAGAACGGCAACGUGGACCGCGAGGACCUGGCUGCCAAGGCGGCUGAGCACUCGGACAACCUCAGCGCUUUCAUGAUCACGUAUCCGUCGACGUUCGGCGUGUUCGAGCCGGGUAUCAAGGACAUGGUGGACCUCAUCCACUUGCACGGUGCCCAGGUCUACAUGGACGGCGCCAACAUGAACGCGCAGGUGGCCCUGUGCAGCCCCGGUGACAUCGGCGCCGAUGUGUGCCACCUGAACCUGCACAAGACCUUCUGCAUCCCUCACGGCGGCGGUGGUCCGGGUGUCGGCUCCAUCGGUGUGGCGGCCCACUUGGCCCCAUUCUUGCCGGGCCACUCGGUGAUGCCGACGGGCGGUGAGGGCGAGCACACGGUGAAGAAAACGGAGUCGGCUGUCAGCGGAUCGCCCUUCGGCAGCGCCGGCAUUCUGCCGAUCCCGUGGAUGUACAUCAACAUGCUCGGCGAGGACGGCCUGAAGCAGGCAACGUCGACCGCUAUCCUGAACGCCAACUACAUGGCCAAGAAGCUGGAGAGCCACUACGAGGUUGUGUUCCGCGGUGCCAACGGUACGUGCGCGCACGAGUUCAUCAUCGACAUCCGCCCGUUCAAGGAGUUUGGCAUCGUGGAGGAGGACGUCGCCAAGCGUCUGCAGGACUUCGGCUUCCACAGCCCCACCAUGUCGUGGCCUGUGCCCGGCACGCUCAUGAUCGAGCCUACAGAGAGCGAGAGCAAGGCCGAGAUGGACCGCUUCUGCGAGGCUUUGGCCAUCAUCCGUCGCGAGAUCGAGGACGUCGCCACUGGAGUCAUCGCUGUGGAGGACUCGCCGCUCAAGCAUGCGCCGCAUACGGUGGACCAGGUUACGGCUGCCGGGUGGACCCGCAAGUACUCGCGUGAGCAGGGCGCGUUCCCUGCCCCGUGGCACCAGGGAGGCAAGAACAAGACGUACUGGCCGUCUGUGGGCCGCGUCGACAACGUGCACGGCGACCGCCACCUCGUGUGCAGCUGCCCGCCCCUCUCGGACUACGAGUAA